Uranotaenia lowii is the source of this 6482-nucleotide messenger RNA. RefSeq lists its product as uncharacterized. Lineage: Eukaryota; Metazoa; Arthropoda; Insecta; Diptera; Culicidae. The transcript has 8 exons. Gene Ontology annotation, molecular function: guanyl-nucleotide exchange factor activity. The record is from RefSeq and is a predicted model, not a curated record. Bases 1730 to 5806 code for a protein of 1358 amino acids.
UGUGUCGAAGACGUCCCGCCCGCGCCACUCUGAAGGGAAAUAACUCGAGUCACGUACGACUACGUUUAACUUUGUGGGUUUAGAUUCCGUUGUUGUUGAUGUUUCGUCCGGUUCUUCUGGAGUUCGUUAGUUAUCCGCCAAUCGGUGAUACCAUAAAUCAAUGAUAAUAACAGUAGUUUUUGGCAUCAAAAGGAAGAUUCAGUGCCUUUGUUUUUGCUGUUUUCGUUGAUGUGGGGGUAAUAGUUAACCGUGGAUAAUUGUGAAGUACUGGAUUGUGACGGGUACGGGUUUGAGUCGUGUCGUACGUAGGGAUUUCCGUGUGAAGUGUUUUUGUUGUUCCUGUUGUCGUUGACUGAUGCAAAACGCAUGACUGCGAUGGCUGCGUUCCGAUGCAGAGGUUUGAAAAUAACACACUACAUGCUGCUGGUUGGACUUUUUAUUAAUGGGUGGUUCGAUCAAUAAUAGUUGCAUGUUGUUCUAGAAGUACAUACACACUGUUUGAAAGUGCAUCUAAACCCACACAGCUGUACUACGGACGGCACAUGGUAGUAGGCCGUGUGAUGUUUUUAUUUUUGUCGUUAUGAAUUGCCGCUAGCCAGACAGAGCUCGCUAGAAUUCAACGUCCUAUGGUGGUAAUAGUAGGCGAGCGAGUGUUUCGAUUCAACAAACCCGAGCUCAGCAUGGGAGCACUUUCUGGCCUUUAGAAUGCGAGUGGAGUGCUAGAAUACUGCAGCUGGUGCCAUAAAUUGGAAUCGAAGCUGGCGACGACGUCUGUGAUUGGUGACACGCAUCGAAACAGAACCGUAACCGAAGUAAGCCGGGCAUGUGGGAGGAUAAAUGACAAUGCCUGCUGCCAUCCGUGAGCUGCGUCUAUUGUUCAACGGACUGAGACGCGAUUCUCUACCGAAGUAAUAUAGUUUUGUUAUUGUCAGUGUCGUUGAUACGGUUUGGGGGAUUUGAAUAUUUAGUGAUCACAUUGAGCUUACAUUGAAGCGUGAUUGACAGCCGACACGAAUGAAUGAAGCUACUGGAAUUCGACUCUGAGAGAAAAAAAAUAAUUUAACACACAAUCAAUUUACAAUAAAGCUAUAACAUCAAGAGAAAAAAGUGGAAGUCAAAAGGUGAAGAUCACUCCGAAAACAUAGGGGAGAGAAGAAACAAAAUAAUCGUUCGCUCAAUUGAUUACACGAUUUCAUACAUUCAAAUGCUGCCCAGUCGGAAUAUUUGGGGAGUAACAAAGGCGAGGCGAAAUUUUCCGAAAUCUGUUUCUAUUAAUUUUGAACACAGCAGCAGCAAGGCCAAUGAAAAUAUCGCAUCAAAGGCGGGAGAUUACAACCUGUGGUCGAUCCGAUUGAGCCAAGGCUGAUGAAGAGACCUCGCUGCUACCAAUCUUCGAAGCUAAUAAUAAUUAUGGUGAUUAAAUGUGCCUUAAUAAAUGAAAGUGUUUGCACUGAGUGCUUAAGUGCUAAAGUGCGUUCAUCAGAAAGUGCAAGUGUGUUAGUCCGUUAGACCUGAGAAAAAAUCAGUGUUCCAUAUGUGAUCGGUCUUGCCCCAUCUUAAACUGGAAGAAGAAUAGACACACAUUGUUGUUACAAAAGUAAGAAAAUCAAUCAGUGAAGCCCCUCAUUCAUAGUUUGCCCCGAAUCGAAUCAGAUCAACGGUGAUUAUUGAUCCCAUUACACCAACACAACUUCAACCAUUAAGCCAUAGAAUCGAGAAAACCAGCACGAUGGACAUCGAAUCGGACGGAUCGGAGCGUUGGGAGGAUUUUUUCGGUAGCAGCACCGAUUUGGCUCCAUCUCUGCUGGGCUACUACGAUUCACUAGCGAUCAAAGUUACCGCAAGCUCUGACGGCGAAAUCAACGGAAACGAACCGUCCACGCCAGGUGAACUUAUUGAACCACUUCAAAAGCCUUCAGAGACUGCUGGGAACCCUAAACCCGAAAGCAAUGGCAACUGUGAUGAUCACGAAAUACCUAAGCUAAGCUUCAUCCAGCAGCGUAUCAAAUCCCUAACGUCUGCCCUCGUUGGAGACGAAGAUAUUCCACCGGAUCCCGAACCGGACAUAGUUCUUCGUAAUCCCGAGAAAGCCCAACAGAUGGCGGCACCAGCACCUAGUCAGCAAAAUCCAAAUGUUGGUGAUCAGAACGAUGCCUUCGUCGAGAACUGCGACGAUUCCGAACAUCGGACCACGAUCGUCGAAGCUCGCAAUCCCUAUCUUAAUCUAGUCGUUGUGGAGCCUCCCGAGUCCGGCGAAUCGAACCCUCUAGAUCCCACCGAAGAACAUCGGCGUAAGCUUUCGUACGCACGAGCUCAGCUCAUGAACUCCCAGCCACAUCGUCUUACGGGUUCUCCAAAAUUUCCACGAUCACCCCAUGGCAAUCUACUGCUGACGCCUUCGACGUCAACGUCUACCCCCAGCCUGGAUACGGUUAGCUCUAAUUCUCUCUCGUCGAGCAAGACUUCGCUGACCCAAACGCCGGGUACUCCGGUCCUAAACACUCGACCUCUCUCCGCGACCUCCAUUUGUUCCUACUCAUCUAGUAGCAGUUCCGGAUCGGACAACUUACUUCUAGCUGGAGGACGAGUCUGUGGGGCCUCCUAUCAGGCCAGCGUUGAGAGUCUUGCCGAUCCCAGCGAGUGCGAGCAAAAUGGCGGAGGAACAGGCUUGAACGGAUCGGUCACCACUGUCAGUGGAUUAACGAUGUGUGAGAGAGCCGUCAACGAAAUUAUCGACUCGGAGCGGAGCUACGUCGAAGACUUGGGUCAAAUAAUAAAAGGAUACCUUCAAGAUUGGAAGGAACGCGCUUGUUUGAAGGUGGACGAACUGGAUAUUCUCUUCAGCAACAUUCAGGAGAUUUGGGAGUUUAAUACCAAACUGCUUUCGAGGCUCAACGAAUCGGGUGGCGAUCCGGUGAAGAUAUCCGACUGCUUCGUGGAUCUGCAUGGGGAGUUCAAUUGCUACACAACUUAUUGUACUCGCUACCCAGAAGCCAUCGCCCUGCUAACUCGGCUACUGCAGGCUACCUACACGAAUUCGCUGCUCAUCAACACCCAGAAGAUGUUGAAUCACACCCUACCACUUGGGUCUUAUCUGCUGAAGCCGGUUCAGCGAAUCCUAAAGUACCAUCUACUGUUGGAUAACCUCCGGAAGCACUACGACGAUCAGCAGGUGGCCCAUGCGCAUGAUCUGAUGAAGAAUGUGGCGCACAGCAUCGAUCAGGUGAAGAAGAAGCUGGAACAGCAAAGCCGGGUCAAGGAGCUUUCGGGCAUCCUAGAUGGGUGGUUAGGUCCGGAUCUUUCGGUCUUAGGGGAGUUGAAGCAGGAAGGGCUGCUCAGUGAGCACACCAAACCCAGGGUAGUGCUCCUGUUCGAAACGAUGCUCAUCAUCACCAAACCGAAGGAGGACAAACGGUUGCAGUUUCGCGCUUAUAUUCCGUGCAAAAACCUCAUGCUGGUGGAGCAUCUGCCGGGGGAGCCGGCCAGCUUCAAUGUGAUCCCGUACAACGACCCCAAGGGCCAGAUCAAACUCACAGCUCGGACCCGGGACCAGAAGCGGCACUGGACCCAGCUCAUCAAGCACGCCAUGCUCGAACACUUCGACAUCCCGAAGCGGGCCAAAGAGCUGGUACUCAAACUGGGCGAUGAUGACGAUCGCAUAACGGAUAAAAAUGGUACCGGGAGCUGGAAAUGGCCAACGAAUCAUCCGACGACGCCGGAGUACUUGGAACGGAGGCAGCAAUUUAGGCGUAGCGAGAUGCGAAUGCGUUCGAAGAAGAUGCGUAAGAAUACAGCCAGUUCGAUUUCGUUGGAUGGGAUUUCUCAGAAAGAUAUUCGACAGCCGACGUUUCAGUCGUAUUCGAAUCUGGAGGCGGAUUCGGGGAAGGAAACGAAAGAUAGAAAUGGGUGUAAAUGUGAAACCGUUAAGAAGGAAUUGGAACAGGUUCAGCAGACCAAGAAUAGGAGUCGAUCGGAAACGAGGCUGGAAGAUGGACGGAGGAUGAGUGAGGAGAUGGCUAAAGCAGACAGGAAUCGAUUCAAAACACAAGGUCGUAGGAGUAGUGGAUCCAAGUCAGGAAAGGAGAGUCUAUCGGAGGUGAAAAGCUAUGAUUCAAUGACGAUUCCAAAAAGGAUAUCGAAUAUCAGGAAGACGAGAUCCAAAACUUUGACUGGUAACUCAACGUUUUACACGGAUUUGGGAUUGGACAACGAUCGAUCAACGGAAGACAAUACGGUAUUGAAAAUAACAGAAUCAACAGAUAAUUUGAGCUUGGUAGAAUCGAAAGUUGAAUCUGAAAUCAUCGACAAAGUGGAUGCUGCCAAAUUGAAAAAAGAUUCUGAGAUCAUCUCUCAAUUAAUUCUGGAGAAGAAUGAGUUCAAAAAGUCGAAUAAGCCUUUGAAAAAGAAAUCAUUCGAUUCAAUGCGAUCUCUUUCUUGUCAGAGUCAGGAUGAAGAUGGUUACAGCCGUAAAGAUGAACCCUUGGCUUGUCCAGUUGAAAGGAUUCCUACUCCACCGAGUACGGAACCACCUUUGGAGGAUGAGGAUGAGGCCUUCCGCAAGGUUGAAGAGCUCAACAAGAACUCCGAAGACAUGUUGAGUCAGUUGAAUGAAAUUCAAAACGAUCUUCCUACUCCAGAACCGAUUUACGAAUCGCUUCUUCGAAACGUACACGUUCCUUACAAAUAUGUCCCACCGUUGACGAGAUCUGUUUCGCAACAAUAUGGAAAGGCGGCUGAUCCAUUACGGAUGAAUUGUACUCCGAAAAAAUCUCGCCCUGAGUCAGAUUACGUAACCCUAGCGUACUCAGAAAAUGUUCUGGUCAACAUCGAUGGACAUUCGGUUACGCCUAAGUCUGCGAUCGCUCAGCUUCGAAACAGUGACACCAACAUCAACUACCAUCACCAAUUUUGGCGCAAGGAUGAUGAUCACAACAACUGUUCAGUUCACGAAACACGAUCCGAAAUCGUGAACCUCGCAAACGGCGAAGAACAACCCAAACUUCACUUAGAACGUCAUGGUAGUUUAAGCAUGAAAUCACCAAAGAACCUACUUCAAAGAUUUAUCAGCCUUCACGCUUCUCCUUCAACCGGAAGCUGUGACAGCAAUCUUCAUCAGCGGAAAACCUCCUUCGGAUCCGACGAAAAGCCUGCAGCUAUCUACAAACAGGGCAGCCUAGAUCUCGGGUCCCGUAUUGCCAAUCUGGACUACGCAGACCCCCGGACUCUGUUCCCGCAGCCAAACUCCAACUCGAAUCCCACCAAUCCAAACAUUCUCAUCAACCGUGGAGCCGUCAAAUCCACCUCGAUCGAUUCCACUGAGCAGCGAGACUCAAUCUUCUCCUCCAGUGAUAGCGUUUGUGGAACCUAUCCCGCAGAGCUGGACGACGAAUCAUACUGCUACUACGAGAAAUCCGUCGAAGAGUGUCUGGAAAACGACGAUUUCCGCGACUCGGCCGUCUACAGUGGAGACGAUAACGACCGGAGAUUAGGCGAACUGGACAGUUGUGAACAACUGGUCUACACAUCGAUUGGAGAGAUGAGCAAAUUUCUGAAACCACCCACCUCAGUAGUGCGAUCAUCUUCAUCCGCCUCCAGUAGCUGUUCGACUUCCGGCGUUUGCCAUCCUCCAAUCCCCGCUAAACCGGCUCAUCUCGAGCACCGUAAGGUCAAUGUUCUAAUCAGGAGCAGACCCGCUUCAAGUGGCACCAAUCUACCAGCUCAUGAAGCCACGAAAAAUCAGGAAGACGAACCCCGGAUCAGCCAACCGAAGGGUUGGGUCCUGCAGCAAGUGAAACGGUUCCAAUAGAGAAUCAAUUGUACAUAAUCAAAAACAUAACAUCAAAAAGUGAAGGAGUUUUUCAUGUUUUAAUGAUAAAACAUUGUUUGAUAAAUCCAAAAUUAUGAUAAAAUUUUAUUAAAAUGAUAAACGAAAGCAGUCGCAGAGCGAGUGUCAUCGUCGUUUCGUCAUAUUUUAUACCUAGAAAAAAAACAGUAACUUUUGUUCAAUGUGAUCGGCCAAUGCGAAUUCUAGUUUGCAAUUCUUUUUUUAUUUAUUACCUACACUCACAUUUUAAAUCCCUAAAGAUUUUAUUUAUCUUCUAAAACAAAACCAACAACUAAUGCAAUAAUCAAUAGGUGAUUAGCGUUUAAGAGCUUUAACUUUGUACUGUAUAUUGUAAAUCAAAUUAUUCAAACAGAACCAAUUGCCAUAUUUGUAUGUACUAUCCAUGAGUUUUAAAACCACAUCAUUUUAGGUCAAUCAACUAAAAAUCAAUCUUAAGCCACAUACGAUUUCGCAUGAUUUUUCACUAGCCUAAAAUAAACAUACCAAGAUUACAGAUGGAGCAAUGAAAUUGUCGUUUGUAUCCGGUUCGUUUCAAAAGUAUUUUAGCAUGAAUUUUAACCCUGUGUUACUCUCACUGCACGGUAUUGUAAAUCAAACAAAGUGUAUUUCAAAUAAAAAUCCAGCAUUUUAAUUUUAA